This is a messenger RNA of Linum tenue, 726 nucleotides long. The record is from the annotation of a GenBank genome assembly. NCBI's taxonomy places the organism in Eukaryota, Viridiplantae, Streptophyta, Magnoliopsida, Malpighiales, Linaceae.
AUGUGCACGCUAGAGAAGCGCGGCAAUCUCUUCAUCCUAACACUGACCGGCGACAGCGACGACGACCACCGUCUCAACCCGGCCUUACUCGCCACCAUCCUCUCCUCCCUCCGCGAAGCCAAAUCCCAGGCCACCAGAGGCUCGGUCCUCAUCACCACAUCCCAGGGCAAGUUCUUCUCCAACGGCUUCGAUCUGGGCUGGGCCCAAUCCGCCGGGUCCAGGCCCGAGUCCGCCAAGCGGCUCCACCAAAUGGUCCAAUCAUUCCAGCCCAUCGUCGCCGAGCUGAUCUCCCUCCCGAUGCCCACCAUCGCCGUCGUCCAGGGCCACGCGGCCGCGGCCGGGUUCGCCCUCGCGCUGUGCCACGACUACGUGUUGAUGAGGAGCGAUAAGGGGGUUCUGUACAUGAGCGAGGUGGACUUGGGGCUUCCGCUGCCGGAGUAUUUCGGUGUGUUGUUUAGGGCGAAGGUGGGGUCGGUUUCGGCCCGGCGGGACGUGCUUUUGGGAGGAAUGAAGAUUAGGGGAGCGGAGGCGGUGAGGCUGGGGAUUGUGGAUGGAGCGCAUGAGGGAGAGGAGGAGGUGAAGGAGGCUGGGAUGCGGCUGGGGGAGGAGUUGGGGAACCGGAAGUUGGACGGCGGGGUUUACGGAGAGAUGAGGAAGGGUUUGUAUCCGGAGCUGUGUGGCGUUUUGGGAUUGCAAGUGGGCAAACCAGUGUUGCCCACCCUCUAG